ACCUUCCACCUCUACCUCUACCUCCUUUAUCCAACACUCCCAUCUUCGAGUCAGUCCAAAUCCGCAAAUAUGAGAUUCGCCGUCCAGAUCUUCGCUAUCGCUGCUCUCUUCAGCGCUGCUCUUGCGGCUCCUGCUGCCGACCCCGCCUCAGUCCAAGUCCGCGACGCAAAGGCCGAAGCCGCUGGCGUAUGCUACUGCUACGGCGGAUUCUGCACCCCGGGAUGCCGGAAGUAGGGAGGUAGUAGACGUACUACCUACUAUGGUCACAUCUCGCGAGUCAACUACCUGCUAUGGUCACAACUCUCCAAGUCAGCUACCAAGUAUGGAAUCACAUGUCGCCAAGUCACAAGGUUGAUAUCUGGGUGGGAUGAUGAAUGGAUGAAUGGAAUGAAAUAACAUAACGUUAAACUUUG
Pyrenophora tritici-repentis Pt-1C-BFP is the source of this 413-nucleotide messenger RNA. RefSeq lists its product as uncharacterized. The record is from RefSeq and is a predicted model, not a curated record. Lineage: Eukaryota; Fungi; Ascomycota; Dothideomycetes; Pleosporales; Pleosporaceae.